This is a messenger RNA of Sesamum indicum (sesame), 2404 nucleotides long. RefSeq names its product cysteine-rich receptor-like protein kinase 26. Gene Ontology annotation, cellular component: plasma membrane. Gene Ontology annotation, biological process: protein phosphorylation. Gene Ontology annotation, molecular function: ATP binding; protein serine/threonine kinase activity. The record is from RefSeq and is a predicted model, not a curated record. NCBI's taxonomy places the organism in Eukaryota, Viridiplantae, Streptophyta, Magnoliopsida, Lamiales, Pedaliaceae.
CAUAUUUUGGAUAACCUCAGUGGAAUUUGUAAUUUAGACACACAUCAGAUAUGAUGGCUGUAAUACUUUCUAAACAACAAGUGUUGAAUCUAUGUGAUUAAAAUUGACAGCCAUUCUGUCAACAAAACAACAUUAAAAAAACCAAAGUAUUGUAAUUAAAAAUCGAAUGUUUGAAUCCGACCAAACCCUUGAAUCCCGUCAUCAGUUUCCCAGUUCUCCCGUAGAAACGACUACUACCCACAGUUUUGAGUCCCAGAAGAUGGCUGCCAUAACACUCCUCAUUCUCACAACCCUAUUUGCCUUGGUAAGCUGCGAAAUGGAGUUUCAUAAUUGCUAUCUCAAUUACAGAAGUGACAGAUUAUUUAGGAGCAAUUAUCUCGACACCCUCAUCCCGUCUCUCUCCUCAAACAUCGGCGACGAUGGAUUCUACGCCGCCUCCGAGGGUCCAGCCAACGCAAUUGUGCUAUGCAGAGGCGAUCUCCAGCUGAAUGAGUGUCGAAGUUGUGUCGACGUUGUUGCCAGUGAGAUCGUGCAGCUUUGUGGCAAUCAGUUGCGGGCUAUUAGAUGGCACAUUAACUGCAUGCUCCGGUACUCGGACGAGCCUAUGCUGGGAACCAUGGCAACUACGCCUAAUACAACUGUGUGGAGUGAGCUUAACGUCACCAGCCCCGACAGAUUCAAGGAGGUGCUCGGAGGGCUGAUGGAUGAUCUCCGAGGCGAGGCAGCUUACGGUGGCUCUAGCCUUAAGGCCGCAGCCGGCAAUAGGAGUGGGCCUGAUGGUCAGACUAUUUAUGCAAUGCUGCAGUGCACGCCGGAUUUGUCUAAUGAGAGUUGUGAUAGUUGCUUGAGUCAGGCUGCGCAGCUUAGUCCGGCAUGGUAUCCGAUAGGGGCACGAGUAUACACGCCCAGUUGCAUCAUUCGUUAUGAGAUUUCACCCUUUUACGAUAUAGCUAGGCUUGAAGAACCAAGAAAUCAACCACUGAAACCCUCGCCUUCAGGGAAGAAGAAAGAUGGUAAUAAAACUCGAAACAUCAUCAUUAUUUCAGUUGUUUCAUGUCUAGUACUAGUUGUUUGCAUCGGCAUCUUCAUUAGAAAGAUCAAAAGAAAGCGAAAGCCAAAACGAAGUCUUGAGACUGUUGAUGAUACUACCAGUAUUGACUCUAUACAAUAUGAUUUUGAGAAAAUCAGAGCUGCUACAAAUGACUUCUCCGAAGCUAACAAGCUGGGGGAAGGUGGAUUUGGAGCUGUUUACAGGGGAAAACUUUUAAAUAACCAAGAAAUAGCAGUGAAAAGACUAUCCAGGAAUUCAAGUCAAGGUGAUGUUGAGUUCAAGAAUGAAGUGUUGUUAUUGGUGAAGCUUCAGCAUAAGAAUUUGGUUAGGCUCUUGGGUUUCUCCACACAAGGACAUGAGAGGCUUCUUAUAUAUGAGUUCGUAAGCAACGGGAGCCUAGACCAUUUCAUAUUUGAUCCAAUCAAAGCUUCGAUUUUGGAUUGGGACAAGCGUUACAAAAUCAUACAGGGUAUUUCUAGGGGACUUCUUUACUUGCAUGAAGAUUCUAUGCUCCGGAUUAUUCAUCGUGAUCUCAAAGCAAGCAAUGUCCUUCUUGAUGAGAAGAUGAACCCUAAAAUUUCUGACUUUGGCAUGGCAAGAUUACUCGUUGUUGAUCAAAGUCAAGAUAGAACCAACAGGAUUGUCGGAACUUAUGGAUAUAUGGCACCAGAAUACGCAACUCAUGGCCAAUUUUCUAUCAAGUCAGACGUAUUUAGCUUCGGUGUGCUGGUCUUGGAAUUAGUAAGCGGCAAGGAAAAGACAUUUCUUUUAAAUGAUGAGAAUCCAGAAUAUCUUCUAAGUUAUGCUUGGAGAAAUUGGCGCAUGGGAACAACAACAAAUGUGAUAGAUCCUGUUGUGAGGGCUACUUCUAGUUCCCAACUUGACAUGCUGAGAUGCGUUCACAUUGCUUUGCUAUGUGUUCAAGAAAAUGCAGCCGACAGACCAACAAUGUCUUCAGUUGUUCUAAUGCUCAAUAGCUCUUCCAUAACGUUGGGUAUCCCUUCUCAACCUCCAUUUUAUCUACCCAAUUCAAGAGAGUUGGAAUCCAACACAUCAUCAAGGAGUCAUACAAGGGAACCUACUUCUAAGAAUGAGGUCUCCAUCUCUGAGUUUGGUCCUCGAUAACUUGGAGGAAAUGAAUAGUCAUCAACAUAAGAUGUCUAUUUAUGAAUCUAUGCACAUUGACAACACUUUUUUCUUUCUUAUUUGUGUGCUUGUUACAUAUAUAUCAUGGUUCAAAUGGUUCAGAGUUGUGGUCAAUAUAUAGAUUGAGAUAAUAAAAGCUUGUGUUGGAUGUUUUUUGAUAUACUAUUGUACAUACGAUACAAAUCUAUCUAUGUAUAUAUUAAAAAA